Messenger RNA from Gamsiella multidivaricata, 2945 nucleotides. RefSeq lists its product as uncharacterized. Gene Ontology annotation, cellular component: CCR4-NOT complex. The record is from RefSeq and is a predicted model, not a curated record. The transcript has 8 exons. Gene Ontology annotation, molecular function: RNA binding; metal ion binding; ubiquitin-protein transferase activity. Bases 223 to 2910 code for a protein of 895 amino acids. Gene Ontology annotation, biological process: protein ubiquitination. Lineage: Eukaryota; Fungi; Mortierellomycota; Mortierellomycetes; Mortierellales; Mortierellaceae.
GGACACAUACACGCAUAUACAUAACAAGCAUUCAUCAUCCUCAUCAUCCUCAUCAUCCUCACCCUCAACAGUGUUCUUUUCUACAUUCCUUACAAAGGCCCAAACCCCGCAUCGUCUCUCUUCACUUCACCUGCUCGUGUUCGCCGCCCUUUUUCUUGUUUUUUUUCCUCGCACAAAGCAUCUCACUCCUUUACUUUUUCACUCACCUCACCCACUUUCAUCAUGAUGUCUGACGAGGAAGAUUUCGACUGCCCUCUCUGCAUGGAGGAACUUGACAUCUCGGACAGAAACUUCCGCCCCUGUCCUUGCGGCUACCAGAUUUGUCGCUUUUGCUGGCACCACAUCAAAGAGGAUCUCAAUGGUCGAUGCCCUGCUUGCCGAAGAAUCUACUCGGAGGAGACAGUAGAGUUUACUCCGAUUUCCGCUGAUGAAUUGGCCAUGAUCAAGAAUGAGAAAAAGGCCAAAGAGCGUGAGAAGAAGGAAAUCGAGGCUAUGAACAGGAAGCACCUCUCUAACAUGAGGGUGGUGCAGAAGAGCUUGGUUUAUGUCAUCGGCCUACCUACGAAACUAGCCAACGACGAGCACACUUUGAGGCAACACGAAUACUUUGGUCAGUACGGAAAGAUUUCAAAGGUGGUUAUCAACCGCAGGAAUGCGCCAAUGCCCGUCGGAGGAUCUUCGCCUGGUAUACCGAGUGUCGGAGUGUAUAUCACGUAUGCACGCAAGGAGGAUGCAGCAAAGGCCAUUGCUGCGAUCGAUGGGAGCAUAUGGGAUGGCAAGAUUCUUAGGGCAUCAUACGGCACAACAAAGUACUGUACAUAUUACCUGCGUGGUAUGACAUGCCAAAAUCCAAAUUGUAUGUACCUGCAUGAGCCGGGUGAAGAUGCUGAUAGCUACACUAAGGAGGACCUCGCAGUCGGGAAACACCAUUUGCAAGAUCAUAUAGUCCCAUACGAUCCCUCUAUACACAAACCCGCCGCUCUCGGUCGUCCGACACUAACCUCCCAGUCAUCCAGCACGUCGUUGACACCAAGGCCCAAACCUGUCACAGUACCAUCCUACCAUGCUCCCUCUUCCUCGCUCGCUGACUGGCCAGCACCGGGCGAGAGGUCGCAUCACGAUGACAAAGACAAAGAGGAAGAAGGCUCUGCUUUACCAGCAACAGCUUCUUGGGCAAAGCUAGGCAGCAAUCCCUCUACGCCCACCUUGAUGAACUCCAAGCCAUUGCCCAGGAGGACAACAACGGAACCACCACCACUGCACGCAAAGGGAUCCACAUCGUCUAUCAUCACUGGGAUCGUUGUCAACAAUGGCAAACAAAAAGAUCAUUCUCUCUCCACAGAUUCACCUGCUUUGGACUAUUCACCUACGCCGGCGGAGGCUUUAGCGAUCGAAGCUGCGGCGAAACAACAGAUGCUGCAGGAACAGCGUCAGCUUCAGGAGCAACAGCGCAAGCUUUUGAGGAAGCAGCAGAAACAGCAGGAGGAAACGGAAUACCAAGCGGAGCUCUUGAACCAAAAGCUGAGGAAGCAACAGCAACAGGAACAAGAGCGAGAACAGCAGGAGCUCCAGAAACAAAAGCAGCAGCAAGAGAUGGAGCAGAAACUGCAAUCCCAAAAGGAAAAGGAGCAGCAGCGGACGGAACAGAAGGAGAAGGAAGCGCUGAAGAAGAAAGAAAAGGAACUUAUAGAGGAGCAGGAACGCAAAGAGAAGGAGCAGAGGGCCAAGGAGGAGAAGGAGCAAUUAGAGAGGGAGCUUGAAGAGCAGAAGCGGAAGCAAAUGGAGAGUAUGUUUGUCAGCGCACCGACCCUGAACCUCGGCUCAUUUUCGUUCAAUCCGGACCCCUCUUUGACUACACAGCCCACAUCCUUUGGUGGUGGAAGCGGUCUGAUAUCUCUCGGAUCCGAGACACCAGGUGCGUUUGGUCUAGACAGUUUUUCGGCCUUCUCCAACCUUCCGGCGACGCCGACCCAUUAUACCGGCUCGUUCAACCCAUUCUCGAUGGAUGAUGAACCCCUCAUGCGACGAUCCGUAGCCCCAGCAACACGGUCUUUCCUGGAUGACAGCGAUUAUGACCCAAUCAUUGAUCGCAGUCGUCCCGUUGGACCGCCUAUUCCCGGGAAGCCUCGACAGACGUCUCGAUUUGGCUUUGCUAUGGACAACCAGUACAGUGAUCCCCUUACCCAUGAGGGAUAUUCCACCCCGCAGGCAAUGCAGGAUGGCUUUAGGGCUCUGUUCCCCAACGUCAAUGUCAGCUUUGGUGCCACCAAUGCCUUGUUGAGUGCCCAGCAACAACAGCAGCAGCAGCAGCUUCAACAACAGCAGCUUCAACAACAGCAGCUUCAACAACAGCAGCAAUUCACACCUUCUCCUCUAUUCCAUCGUCAAGCAGCCAUGCCGAGCGCAGGCUGGGAUGGCGGUAAUAAGCAGGAUGUGUCGAUGCUUCAAAGAGACAUGGGCCAGCUCAGUAUGGACCCAAUGCUGACAACGCCCAGCUCUCGUAUGGCUGAAUAUCAUCAACAGCUUCAGAUGCAACAACACACUCAACGAAGUGGACCGCCUGGUAUCACUCGUAACUCUCUUACACCUUCGACAGUAAAGUCCCCUCCUCCUGGUUUGGGCUCUGUUUCUCGCUCUGACCUUGGCGACUGGACAGGGCAGCAAAGGCAGCAGCAGCAGCAGCAGCAGCAAUCGUCAAGGAUGAGUAGCUGGAGUGGCGAAGUCGGCAUGGACUAUCUGAAGAGCCCCGGAUCUGCAACUGGUCAAGGCAAUACACAGGACUUUUUAGGAUCAUUCUUGAAAGCCGCCGCUCCUUCGCCACAUGAUCAGAGUCAGAAUCAGACUGCCUAUCUCUCUUCUGGUAAUCAAGGUACGCAACGAGGAUCGGACACGUUGUUGUUUAGCAUUUAACAUUGUUGCAGGGUAAUCGUCUAACUAUUGUAUGC